UGAGUAUUUCAGAACAAGUAUCACGAAGGCCCGUAAGAGGUCAGGUUUGUUCUGCUUUCGUCUGUGUGGUCUUCGUCUAUAUAGAAUAUUUACUGAGGAGGCACAGAUCGCAGCACUUGUAUUGUGUUUAUAUGAGACGCGGUGGAUUUUAACGUAACGUAUCUCGUGUAAAAAUAAAAGUUAUCAAGUGUUUCAUGAUUAUGGAUUUAUUACCAGAACAUGGUUCAACCUUUUGGAAAACUGGCAGAUUAAAAACAUUCGAAGAUUGGCCUUUUCAAUCUUCUGAUAAUUCAUGCAAUCCCGAGAAAAUGGCUGCUGCUGGUUUUUUUGCUGUAGGUGGUAAAGAAGAGCCUGAUUUAGUUGAAUGUUUUAUCUGCUCCAAACAACUUGAUGGUUGGGAUCCUGAUGAUGAUCCAUGGAAGGAACACAUUAAACAUCAGUCAAAUUGCCCAUUUAUUAAUUUAGGAAAACCUGACGAGACUUUAUGGACUAUAUCUGAAUUAUUUAAUCUCUUCAAAAAAUAUACAGUGAAAGAAUGUACACAUGAAUUAAACAAAGCUAUAGCUACAGCAAAAGAAGAAAGCGUAAGACUAGUGGAGCAAAUACCUCACAUAUAUAUGGAAUUAAGAAAGAAUACUACAAAUCAAAGUUAAGAUAGCUUUGGUAAAGUAAAGACUUGUUCUAUUCCUUACUUAUGUUUCAUUAUAGUUAUGAUUUAAUUUUUCCGUUUUUUAAUAAACAUUUUUUACUGGAAGAAAUAA
This is a messenger RNA of Frieseomelitta varia, 761 nucleotides long. RefSeq names its product baculoviral IAP repeat-containing protein 5 (gene Det). The transcript has 4 exons. The record is from RefSeq and is a predicted model, not a curated record. Lineage: Eukaryota; Metazoa; Arthropoda; Insecta; Hymenoptera; Apidae. Bases 195 to 653 code for a protein of 152 amino acids.